Molecule: messenger RNA, 582 nt
Organism: Dendrobium catenatum
Lineage: Eukaryota; Viridiplantae; Streptophyta; Magnoliopsida; Asparagales; Orchidaceae
Product: transcription factor MUTE
Exons: 3
Coding region: 1-582 (193 amino acids)
Biological process (GO): guard cell differentiation; stomatal complex development; positive regulation of DNA-templated transcription
Cellular component (GO): nucleus
Molecular function (GO): protein dimerization activity; DNA-binding transcription factor activity
Source: RefSeq, a predicted model, not a curated record
AUGUCGCAUAUCACUGUAGAGAGGAACAGAAGAAGGCAGAUGAAUGAGCAUCUCAAAGUUCUGCGCUCUCUCACUCCUUGCUUCUACAUCAAAAGGGGUGAUCAAGCAUCAAUCAUUGGGGGAGCAAUAGAGUUCAUCAAGGAAAUGCAGCAGCUGUUACACUCACUGGAAACCAAGAAGAAGAGAAAGAGCUUAAGCCCCAGCCCAAGUCCAAGCUCAAGGCCAUCAGUCUUGCAGCUCACUUCCCCACCACCUCUGGCAAGCUGUAGCCCUUUUGAGGCUGUGAAGGAACUCAGUGCUUGCUGCAACUCUUCAGUGGCUGAUGUUGAGGCCAAGAUCUCUGGUUCUAAUGUUAUUCUUAAGACACUUUCAAAGAGCAUUCCAGGUCAGGUGGUGAGGAUAAUUAGCUUGUUAGAGAGAGAGGCAUUUGAGAUACUUCAUCUCAGCAUUAGCAGUAUGGAGGAUACUGUGCUCUACUCCUUUGUCAUCAAGAUUGGACUCCAAUGCAAGCUCAGUGUGGAAGAGUUAGCUUUCGAAGUACAACAGAGCUUUAGCCAAGAAUUACUGGCAUUGACAUUUUGA